Molecule: messenger RNA, 2305 nt
Organism: Erigeron canadensis
Lineage: Eukaryota; Viridiplantae; Streptophyta; Magnoliopsida; Asterales; Asteraceae
Exons: 7
Coding region: 646-2127 (493 amino acids)
Biological process (GO): chromatin remodeling
Cellular component (GO): Ino80 complex
Source: RefSeq, a predicted model, not a curated record
GAAAGACUCAAAGAGAGAGAGAGAGAUAUGAAUGUCAGAAGAGAAUGGAAGGAUAGAGAAACCCGGAGUCCACAAAACGGAUAUUUGGGUCCGGGUAAAAACCCAAAAAGAGAGAAAAAAAAAAAAACACAAUCCAAAUCACACACUGUAUUUCUCGUUUGUGUUGUUUGUGAUAAAGAAAGAAAUUGAAAAAAAUGGAGAAGAUUACGAGUGGCCUUCCCUCUCUUUACCACUAUACUUUCAUUCCCCUAACUCACCCUCACCCCCUAAAUCAUACAACUCCAACCCUAAUAAUAUUCACCCCAUUCUCUCUCUCCUAUCUCCAUAUUUUUAUAUCUAUAUCUAUAUCUAUAUAUAUCUAUACUUAUUAUACAAAAUCACAAUCGAUCCGGUUUUAUUACUAUUUCGUUUUCUUCUCCUCAUCUACUUUUCUCUCUCUCUCUCUCUCUUCUCUAUCUUACGCGCUGACCCCCUUUUAUUAUUUACCUCCCUAGGGUUUCUAUUUUUUUCUUUCUUUUUUUGGCAAUCGGUGGUUUCGUGAUUACGCUUCUUCAGGUUGAUUUCGAUUUUUGUAUUAGCUUGCUAGAUUUGUGGCCUUCUAUGUGUUUCUGCUAAUAUUUGAUUGUUGGCUAAAAGAAGAGCAUUAUGGAUGAGUUUGUGGCUCCUCGAUUUGAAGGUGUAGCGAAUACCUUUAGAAGGAAGAGGACUCAAACCUCCCGGCGGCCGAAACCUGAGGUUCCUGUGUUACCCGAAAAUCACGAACAGGCAUCUUUAUCAUCAACACCAUCAGAUGAAGCCGGAAAGGUAUCCAGCGAUGAAAACGCUGUUGAUGCCAAUCCUAAGAGGAAAGCUUUAUAUCUUAAUCAAUGUGACGGAAAAUAUAAUUAUGUGCAUAGCAAUGGAGGCUCUGUAGAUGCAAGCGACGAGGUGCAAAGUGGAGGUGGAAAUGGAAAUGAAAGCAAAUCAAAUAAGGUUAAAAUUAGACUUAAGAAUUCUGGAGGUACUGAUGCCUCUCGUCCCCGGCCAAAGUUGAUUCUCCAGGACAAUUCCGAUGAAGGGGAUUCUCUUCCUGAAGGUAAAAGGAUCGGAUUGCAAGGGAUCCCUUGGAAGGAUUUCUCAAGGAGUGGUUUUAGUCUAGGGAGGGAAAUGUCUUUAACGGGAAAGAAGUUCGUAGGGAAGCAAGUAGAGAAGUCAGAUCGUUCUCGAAAGGGCAAAAGGGUGUCCAAGAAGCCUGUAUUAGAUGGAGAUUUUGAUGAAGAAGAUGAUGAUGAGAUACGAUACCUUGCAAAAAUGAGAACGGUUAGGGUUGCUGCUGCAAGUAGAGAUUAUGAUGACGAGUCGGGUACAAAACAUAGAAGUCUUGCUAGAGUUUCAAAAGGGGGCACAGAAGAUCAGAGCUCUUUGACAUCAGGUAAAGGCAGGGCUAAAUCAGAUAGUGUAUCGGCUGACACCGACUAUGAGGAGGAAGAUGUGGUGUCUGGUCACGAAGAGGAAGGAAAUAAGGGAAAGAAACCGAGAAGAGCUUCUCCUGAUUCACCAGAUGAAACCAAGAGGGGAACAACUCUCACGUCACGUCAACGGGCCCUUCGAACUGGCAGGGAUUCUGCAUCUGGUGUUACUCAAAUUGAGUUUCCAAAUGGAUUGCCCCCAGCUCCUUCUCGAAAGCAAAAAGAUAAGCUUACUGAAGUGGAGCAGCAACUUAAGAAAGCCGAGGCUGCUCAGCGCCGCAGGGAUCAGAAUGCGAAAGCAGCCAAGGAAUCAGAGGAAGAAGCAAUCAGGAAGAUACUUGGUCAAGACUCAACUAGGAAGAAACGAGAAGACAAGAUGAAAAAGCGCAAGGAAGAGUUGGCACAGGAAAAGGCUGCCAAUGCAAAGAUGCUUGCACCCAACACUAUUCGAACAAUCAUUGGCCCGACCGGAACUACCGUUGCAUUUGCUGAGGAUAUUGGCCUGCCUCAUAUUUUCGAUCCCAGACCUAGCAGUUACCCCGCACCGAGGGAAAAAUGUGCAGGACCUUGCUGUCCCAAUGCAUACAAGUACCGAGAUUCAAAAUCCAACCUUCCUCUUUGUAGCCUUCAAUGCUAUAAAGCGGUUCAUGGAAGAAUGCAGGCUGAACUUGGCUGCUAGUGAUUUUGUCAUGAAAAGUACAUUUGAUGCUAAAGUGUUGGUAGAUAGGCGAGUAAGGGACCACAGUUAGUUUUGUGUUAAUGAAUUGAUUAAUGGAAUUCGCCUUGUUAGUGGUGCUCCGUGCAUGAACGUUUAUAUCCUUUAUACAAAAGUUUCUUAUUAUUUUUUUAACUGGCAA